AUGGCGCUGAGCGCGGCGGGCCCGGCGCUGGCGCUGCUGCGGCGCCGCCUGCGGCCCCCCGGGCCCGGCGCCCGCGGGCACGCCCGGAGCGGCCGCUCCGCCGCGCAGCCCGCGGCCCUGGAGCCGGGGGAAGAUGCUGAAGUCAGUACCAGAAAGAAGACAUUUGCUGAAGUCCAGACGGAACGACUGGAUCAAGCUGAACGGACUGUUUUAAUUAAGUGCCCAUCAAAACUUAAUCAAAAAAAAUUAUUGCAGUACUUAGCCAGUCAUGGGAAUAUUAAGAGUCAUUUCUUUUUUGAAAAUCGUGGCAUCAGUGCUUUAAUAGAGUUUUCAGAAAAGAGCAGUAUAGCCUCGUUGCAGGAUGCUGUUGGGAUCCCAAGUGCUUCAGAGUAUCAUGUUGUCCCAUUUAAAUCAAGACUUUUUACUUUCACACUGAAAAACCCAGUGAGUCAACACGUUGAAGACACACCACUUCACCUCUCUCCUCAGUGUCACAUUCCAGUGAAAGACCUUAUUGAAAAGCUUUGUCUCGCAGACAGCAUAAGCACUCAGAUGUACAUUCUGCUGAAUGAGUAUCAGCUUACAGAAGAAAAUAUCAAGCUGCGAUUUCUGGCCUGUUCUUUGGUUCAGGAUUUUGCCCGUGCAUAUUUCCCUGACAGCACGGUAAAGCCAUUUGGCUCUUCAGUCAACACGUUUGGCAAACUGGGAUCCGAUGUGGACAUGUUUUUGGACUUCCGUGAUACAGGAAAGCAUGCUACAAAAAUGAAAAAAGGUCCGUUUGAAAUGGAGUAUCAGAUGAAAAGAUUACCAUCGGAAAGAUUAGCAACUCAGAGGAUUCUUUCUGUGAUUGGUGACUGCCUCGAUAAUUUUGGUCCUGGGUGUGCGAAUGUACAGAAGAUCCUCAAUGCCCGCUGCCCUCUGGUGAAAUUUUCCCAUCAGCCAACAGGAUUCCAGUGUGAUCUGUCAGUGAGCAACAGCAUUGCAAUAAGAAGUUCAGAACUCUUGUAUAUCUACGGCUGUCUGGAUUCCCGUGUACGAGCGUUGGUGUUCGCUGUGCGAUGCUGGGCCCGUGUUCAUGGGCUCACAAACAGUGCUCCUGGUACCUGGAUUACAAACUUCUCCCUGACCAUGAUGGUCAUGUUUUUUCUGCAGAGGAGAUCGCCACCUAUCAUUCCAACACUAGACCAGCUUAAAGAGCUGGCAGAUGAAAAAGACAAGCAUAUAAUUGGAGGAUAUGAUUGCUCAUUUGUUAGUGAUUUAAGGAAGAUUAAACCUACAAAAAAUACAGAAACACUUGAUGUAUUGUUGGGCGAGUUUUUUGAAUAUUUUGGAAACUUUGAUUUCAGAAAGAAUUCUCUAAAUCUUCGAAAGGGGAAGGAAGUAAAUAAGCCUGAGUUGUCUCCUCUUUAUAUCUGGAAUCCCUUUGAACAAGACCUUAAUAUCAGCAAGAAUGUUAAUCAGCCACAGCUGGAGAAAUUUAUAGCUAUGGCCAGAGAAAGUGCCUGGAUUUUACAGAAGGAAGAUAAAACUCAGCAAAUGAUCAAUAAAGAACCUUGGGGACUGGCAGCUCUACUGAUACCAUUUGGAAAAAAUAAUUCCAGCAAGAUGAAGAAUAGGAUGAAAGGAAUAGGAAGUGAAACAAUCAGAAGCCUCUUGGACUCUUUAAAGUUAAAUAAUGCAAGCAGUCAACAAAAAGCAGUGGGAAAAUGACUUUAAGAACAGAAACACAAUAUCUAAUAUUCUGUUUUAGGAAUUGAAUGUGAACAUUACUUUUAAUAUUUCUAUUAUGGAGAAUUGAGAAUCAAGCAAUCUCUGUUUUUCAUCAUAAUGAUUUUUGUACAGGUCUGCAUUCUUUCUGUACAUUUUUCUCCUCCUUACUCCUUACUUUUCCAUCUGUUUUAUGAAUGAAGAGUAUUCAAAUGUAAGUUUUACAGAUGCAUUUUGGAAGUAGCCUUCAGUUGGGCACUCUUCUGUAAAAAAAAAGCUGACAGGAGCAGUAUGGGAAAAAGCCUUUGGGAAUUCUCUUGGCUAGCAUACAAAUGAUAUGCUAAUUAAAAGCUCAAGAAACAACCACUUUUCCAUGAAACCACGGUCUGAAAGAAGAUAAAUGUUUUGGAACCAUUGUUUCCGAUCCAGUGUUUUGGAAGCCAGUAAAACCGAAGUGCAUGUAUCUAUUUUUGCAGUUGUUUUCCAUUCACGUAGAUAGUGCCAAGACAAAAUAAAGGGAAUGGAAUUAGAUAGUUGGGUGUGCAGUUUCAUAAAGCAUCGCACCACCACAGCUCUCCAAGGAUAGUGCCACUGUUUUGUGUUGGAAAAGUGGGUUUGCUCUUGUGUUUACCACCUGAUUUAAAAUGUCUUUAGUUAGCUCUCCUUUGUUUUCUCUACCCAGGACUGGUCUCCACCCACACUUGUUUCUUAUUUUGCCUUCAGCUUCACUUUAAACCUGUAUUUCAGGUUCAGGCAGAGGUUCUUGAAUGCCCUUCUUGCUUCAUCAUUCUCCCCAAAGCUGCUGCCUACCAGGUGAUAUCAAAGCAUUCCUGCACAGGGAUCUGUCCUAUGCAGAGAUCCAGAGAAUCACCCCAGUCUUGCCUGGGUUUUCAGACAUUCAGCAGAAGAGUGGCCAUCCCCCUCCCAGAUCAGCUGGGCCAACAGAGCCAAUGCUUUUUGCUGACUUGAAACACUGAGUGCUCUUUGCCACAAAAAGAAGUCUUUUCAGAGGAAGGCAGAGAGGGGAGGGAAGGAAGGAAAUGGGAAAUGGAGAGCAGGCAAAUAUCAAACUUUAAAAGUAAAUUUGUGAGUAUUUCACUGUCCAGUUUGAGAGCCACUCAUGCAUUAAACUAAAUGGUAGCACUGUUAGCAAUUCCUCAGAGUGUUUUCUUAACAGGAAUUCCAUGAACGAAAAUUACUGUAUUCAGAGAUAAUAAUAUAAAUGCAACAUUAAUUUAUGAUUACUGUUUCAUUUUCAGUACUUUUAGAUUCUUUAGUGUUGCACUGGUAUACAAUCUUGUGUAACUUUUUUCUAAUGGUGUGAUCUGAACAAUUUAUAAGUGUGUUUUCUCUUUUCUCUGAUAUAUUAUUCAUUGGAAAUACUGUGGGUAAUAAUAAUGCAUACUUCCAAAUACUUGUAAAAACUGGGCAAGGAAAAGUAUCUUCUAACGGUUGGCAAACUAAAAGGUUAGACCUUCAAGUCAAUUCCAUAAUAGUUUCUUCAGAGUUUAAAAUAAUACUUGUAUGUGUCCAUUUCUGAUUCAUAAAUGUUUUCUUAAAUAAUGACUCACAUAGUCAUUAUCUUGGUUGCUGAAAUUAAUUCUCAUAUUAACGUCUUCAAGAUUGAGCCUUGAUUUUCUACCUAAAUCCUGGUACUAGAACUUCUUUUUGGAGGCUAAUAUGAAGUUUAUUGUAACUUGCUGUUGAUGCAAACACAAAACCUUCGAUAGCAAGCUUGACACAGAUUCUGUAAGGAGCCUGCUGCUCCAUUAACCUUUACAAAACCUAGAGGUGCAUUGUCUGCACCACGAACAGACUAUGUAGCUUUUUGAGGAUUAGGGCAGUACUUGAGUACUUCAGAAUUUUCGUUUUUUAGAUUAACCAAAUGGGUAAUAGUGUAAUAAUAAGAAUAUGGGUUAUCAGGGACAGAAGCAUGCAGCAAAACUGUGGCAGUGUGUACCUAACUGCAUUAUAUUCACAAUGAUCCACUGACAUAGGUAGGAAAUAUUUAAUAGGAAUUUUGACACAUAUGUACAGGACACUUGUAGACAAAUAACAGUGAUUUUGUAUUUUGGUUAUAUGGUUGAGCCAUGCUGAAACACAUGCUUCAUUUGUAAGUGGUUAUAGAUGUUCAAGCUGCUUAGUAUCCUUAAAAGGCAGGGCAGAACAUGGUUACUGUACAUUCAGCACCUUUCAGCAUCACUUUUCUGUUUAGAUUGCCUGUCCCUUUUGGGCAUAGUUCUGAACCCUUGUCAUGGCUGCAGGCCAGUAUCUGAAAAGACCAGAAAGAAGCCAAAAGCAAUGUUGUGGCACUGGAAUGCACAGGUUAUUUUUUCAGAUAUCUACUAGUCGAGGGAGCUGGUGACCAGGGAGCUGAAGCCUAGAGGCUGCAAGGUCAGCUCUCUUUGGUGAGGUAAAUAAGCUCAGCAGGCAGCUUUCCUAGAAGAGGCUGUAGCUGGAGGGGGUGGAGGGCUGACCAUGAGUUUCCCUAAAGUAGGAGUUAUAUGUGGGGAAGAGCUGAGUGCAGCGGAAGCCACCUGUGGGAAGAGAACCAAGACUUGAGGGGGUGUAUUUUUGAAAUCAAGAGAGAUGGUAUGAUUAUCAUUUCCUGAGGGCAGCAGUCUUACAGUGAAGAUAUUUAGAAACCACCAAUAUGGUUCUGUCACUGAAAACAAGAGCUGGAUGUAUGUCAAGAAAGGACUAUGAUUAUGAUCUAGAUUUGAGAGCUCAUUCAUAUGCUCCAGAAACAUCUUAACAAUGUCCCUGCGAGAGCAAGGCACUAAGUUUAGUUACUUCUCAAACUUGGUGCUGAUCUGCUGUAUUGUAUGUUGGGGCUGUUUGGGAGGUCACAGGUAAGGAACACCACUGAAUUAAAGACAAUUUUGUCUCUCUGCCCCUUUCCCUCACUGGAAAUACUUUUUAGUGCAAGUCUCAUAUUUCCUGGCUCUUAAAUGGUAAGGGAAACUGAAAACAUUCAGAAGUUCCUUGUCCUGAGAAAAUAUGGUUUGGGAUAUUAACUUCAGAGUUAAUGUUUGUUGCCAGGGAUUUUAAUUUUAUUUUCCUAGAUGUUUGACGCUCACAAGUGUUGCAGGAAUAGAUUCUGCUGCAAUUGCCACUGUUCCUCAUUCCUGUAUAGCUUCCAGGGAAUCUGUAGCCUUGGCCUGCAGUUGACUCCUGGGUGAACAUCAUAGUGCCAUGCUUGUGAGGAUGCAGUCUCAAAAGACUUCUUGCUACAUUUUCUGUCUUGGGUUCUCUUAUUUAGACUUGGAAUCAUGGUAUAUUUCAGGCUGGGAGAGAGCUCUGAACCUAGUCCAGUUUCCUUCUUAAGUGGUAUCAGCUGUGAGAUCAGACCAGGACUUUUUAUCUAGUCAGACCUUGAAAAUCUCCAAGGAUGGAGAUUGCACAACCUGUUCUAGUGCUUGACUGUCUCCAUUAUUUUGGUGGCUGGGCUGAAAUAUGCUGCUCUAUCAAAAUGCUGUCUACUACAAGUGUUCAAGCUGCUCCUUUUUUUAGAAGGCCCCAAGUCUUUCCUUCUUUCCCUGUCUUUCCAGGAGGAGCACAUAUCCAUCCAUCACAUGCAAGCCCUCCUAUCGUAGCUGUUAUUCCCACAGCACAAAUAGUAUUAACACCACAAGGAGUUCUAACUCCUCCUGCUUGUUCCCUAGGCUGCCACACAUUUGUAUCUGUACAUUUUAGGUGAGUACCUGUUCAUAAUAUGUUAUUAUUCUUGAGGUCCCUUUUGUUCCUGUUAUCCUGUAUCCUUUUCUCUCAAUCCAUGUCCACAAUUGUGGCAUAACUGGGGGCUCUGGUUUUCCUCUUCUUUGUUCUAGCUGAUUGCUUUGAUAUGGCCACUGUUUGUAUCCAGAUUACAAAGUCCUCAUGACACUAAAUCCUGAGUAAAACUUAAUUCCUAAAAGACUCUGCAGGAAAAGAAGAGGCCUCAAGUAGCAGACUGGUGUAUUGCACUGGCAGAGAAGCCCCAGAAAAUACAGUGCCAUGCAGAGAUGGUGAUGCAGGUGCAGAAUCACCUCAGGGCACAGUGCUGUGGCUCUGGGAGCUUGUUGCUUCCACGUGUGCAGUAGUGUCGUACAGGAUGCUGCUGCCCAGCAGAGCUUGUCCCACUUGGAUCUGACACAUCUGUGGUGCUGUGUCACUUCUAAGUCCAGAACAGUCAGGCUCUCAGCCACCACCUCACUCUGCUCCAUGCUUGUGCUGGUCAUGGAGGAAUUAUGUUCUUAGAACAGAAAGUCUUCCCUCAUAGAAACAAAUCUGCAAGUUCAUUUUCUUUUACGCUCUCCAGAGGUACAGGCCAUGUUUUUGCUUAACAAAAUUUUGUACUUUGGAGAAAGAAAAGGUAGACAAAGAACCUCUAUUUAAUUUUGCAAACAAACUAGUGAAAGGUUCAUGACAUGUUCAACUGAAGAAAGUUUAAGGUUUCCAGCCUGGGCUGCUUUAGAGAUACGAUGAAUCAAAAAUUAGGAAGCUUUUCAAAGUAAAGUCAUAUUGUUCACUGGAAAGUUCUCUUCCAAAUGCUUUCCCUUGCUUAUCACAAAAUUACCACCAAGGUUCUCUUCUAGUACUAAAUUAAUCUAAACAUCAUGGGUAAAUUGGGGUCAGUUUGUUUAAAACAAGGGUUAGGAUUUAUUUGAAGCUAACCUGUGCCUGGAGAUAAAAUCUCCUUCUCCAUAAAUCCUCUUAGUUGAAAGUCUUGAUCCACUGCUUUUGCAGACCUGUUUCUCAUACUUUCCUUAAGCAGGGGAUUGGUUUGCUUUCUUUUGCAGGACCUGCCUGCUUCUUUUCACCCUUCCCAUUGUCUUUUCAUUGUAUCUGACCUGUAAAAAACAUAGUAUUUCACUUCCCAUAGUAUUUUGUGAAACAAUAGUGAAUACAGCUGUAUUCAAGAAACAGGUCAUUUUCAAAUCACAUUGCAAUGUGAUUUUUUUUUUACUUCUUAAUUUCUUGUGAUUUUUUUUUUUUUUUUUACUUCUUCAUUUCUUGCAUAGAAUGAAUCUCCACACUGCAUUUCCCAUGGCUCAUAGAGGGAUCAAUUAGCUGGACUUGAUGGGUGUCACCUUUAUUAAACAUGUAUUUUUGGGAAGUGUCCUCAGUAAAGAGACUUGUUUAACACAGUCUGUUAUAUUAGAAAGCAGAAGUUCCCUGCAAAUUUUUGCUCUACCCUUCAGGAUAAAUUCUGUUUUCCCUUGUUGUUAUGGGGAAGCCAUGUUCAAUUUGUUUCACAGAAUGACUUCAGUGAUAGGUUUUUGUUCCCAUGCUGAGCUUUCUUGUGCAUACAGAUUUGUAGUCAAUGUAAACAGUGCAGCCCUGUACAGGAAUUUUGCAUGGAACAACUCCCAGAAUAUGUCUUGUAGGUAUUAUGCUCACAGCCCAACAGGGGAGGUAGAAGCCCCAGAAAUUACUAAGGCAUAGCCUCUCAUUUGUGGUGCUGACUCCAUGAGAUGGAACAAUUUCCAUAAUUCUGUGUUUCUUUUUCUCAUGUUGGACAGAGGAAAGACAUUGCUUUUCUUCAGAGAAAAAGUAGACAUGUUAGAAGUUGGAUUGUUGGGAUAAACAGCCAAAGUACGUACAUUCUUUCUGAAUAUUUCUAUCUGAGGUUUGGUUUUCAAAACCCCUUCUCUAGGAGCAAUUUCUAGAGAUUUUCAGGACAAGAGAAAGAACUGGGAGAAUACAUAGAGGCUUUGUAGUUCAGGCAAUCAGAUAAAUGGUACUUACUAUUAGAUUAAUUAUCAAAAGUAAGUGCAUAGGCGACGAUAGCACAUGUAACAAUCUGACAAUAUCAAGUACCACUGUCUUGUCUCCUUGAACCAGUUUUCCUGCCUCAAUUUUCUGUAGUCCAGUGGGGCACUACUUUUAUAGAGGGAUGGGAUUUCAGAGAGUGUACUAUAUAGGAACUAUGGUAUCCAAUACAUGGGAGGGUGAGUACUUAGCUAUUGUAGUAGAUGAAAAGAAGCUUUACCAACUCCAUACUGAAAUAAGAUUCAGAUUUUUUUUUUUUAUUCCAGAAUUAAAAUAUAUAGAAUUGUUCGGUGAAUCCUUACAUGAUUCAUAGUUCUUCCUUUUUAAAAUUAUCUUUGGACACCAAUCAAAAUAGGGUUUGCUGUAAUUGCUUGAUGCCUGAGCUUGCAAAGUACGGUCUCAUUUGAAAUGAUCAUGAUCUGUUUUGCUGAGACAUUAAAGACCUUAGUGAUUACAGAUCUGCUCGAAACUGUUUAAGAGGGUUUGCAUUACAGUUGGCUUAUGAAUCUGGAAUAUUAUCAUUUUCAGUUAUCCUAAGAAUGCAAAUGCUUACAGUUAGCAACAGACUUUACCACUUCUGACUGUUACCAUUAGGCUGUUACAUUUUAAUCCUUCUUUUUACUGUAGACAGUAUUUUCAAUCUUUGAACUAUGUUGCAGCAAUUAAUUUUAUAUUUCUUCUAUGAGAUAAUAAAGAAAAACAUGUCCUUUGUAUCUGUUCAGUAAGUUAC
Lonchura striata (white-rumped munia) is the source of this 8191-nucleotide messenger RNA. RefSeq names its product mitochondrial poly(A) polymerase (gene MTPAP). Gene Ontology annotation, biological process: RNA 3'-end processing. Gene Ontology annotation, cellular component: mitochondrion. NCBI's taxonomy places the organism in Eukaryota, Metazoa, Chordata, Aves, Passeriformes, Estrildidae. Gene Ontology annotation, molecular function: poly(A) RNA polymerase activity. The record is from RefSeq and is a predicted model, not a curated record.